This is a messenger RNA of Fundulus heteroclitus (mummichog), 573 nucleotides long. Its product is annotated as guanine nucleotide-binding protein subunit alpha-11-like. Gene Ontology annotation, molecular function: guanyl nucleotide binding; GTPase activity; G-protein beta/gamma-subunit complex binding. The transcript is spliced from 4 exons. Gene Ontology annotation, cellular component: heterotrimeric G-protein complex. Gene Ontology annotation, biological process: adenylate cyclase-modulating G protein-coupled receptor signaling pathway; phospholipase C-activating dopamine receptor signaling pathway; action potential. The coding region runs from base 109 to 573 and encodes 154 amino acids. The record is from RefSeq and is a predicted model, not a curated record. Lineage: Eukaryota; Metazoa; Chordata; Actinopteri; Cyprinodontiformes; Fundulidae.
AGAGCCAAGCGAGGGCCCCGGGCACUCCGGGAGAAACGUGAAGCCGCCACCGCCAGCCAGUGUUCGCCAGGUCCCGUUUGAAGCGGGCUGCCACAACCAGAAGGGGGGAUGACUCUGGAGUCCAUGAUGGCUUGCUGCCUGAGCGAGGAGGCGAAGGAGUCGAAACGAAUCAAUGCAGAGAUUGACAAACAACUCCGCCGGGACAAGCGGGACUCCAGGAGGGAGCUGAAGCUGCUGCUGCUCGGUACGGGAGAAAGCGGGAAAAGCACCUUCAUCAAGCAGAUGAGGAUCAUCCACGGAGCUGGCUACUCAGACGAAGACAAGAGGGGCUUCAUUCGGCUCGUUUACCAGAACAUCUUCACCUCCAUGCAGGCCAUGAUCCGUGCCACCGAGAACCUCAAGAUCCCGUACAAAUAUGAACAGAACCGGGGGGCUACACCUCCCUCCCUUCUGACAGGCAGCUCUCUAGCCCCCAAAGCGCAGUGCGCUUUUGUGGAAGCUGUGUACUGCACGGCCCAGGUCAUGGCAGAAAAGAAGUGGGCCAUCGCAGUGGAGGUGAUAUCCAUGCCUUGA